Molecule: messenger RNA, 940 nt
Organism: Phoenix dactylifera (date palm)
Lineage: Eukaryota; Viridiplantae; Streptophyta; Magnoliopsida; Arecales; Arecaceae
Cellular component (GO): mitochondrion
Source: RefSeq, a predicted model, not a curated record
AGAGAACCUGUCCCUCCAUUAGUGGAAACAAUGAAGGCUCGUGGAGAACCUAGAUCUAAUCUUUUACGGUGGAUCCGUAACAAUCAAAUCUAAGGAGCUAGUGAUUUUUUUUUUUUUUGAAAACGAGCACGUCAUACAAUCCGAGUACAGAUACAACUAAUAAAAGCAAAAAUAGGAAGUCUCAUGAUGCUCUCGGCAACUCUUUCUUUUCGAUUCAUAAAAUAUAUGAAGUAAUUGAUCGUAUAAAAAGCCAUCGAGUCUGCAAUCCUGUUAGCCUCUCUAAAUAUUUGUCUAGUGAAGGCCACUGCGUCACUUUUGUAGCGUAGCUUCUGAAAUUUCCAAAACCUAGCAACCCCAAUAAAACCCUAAUAAAACAGAAUUGGCAAGGGCUCUCGACCGUAAUUCUCGGUGGAGGAACUCAAAACCCUAAUAAAACCCUAGACGUUCUUUCGGGCUCUCUACGAAAACCCUGACGCUAACCCUAAUCUCGCCGGGGAUGGCGUACACGGGGAGGAUGCGGGAGCUGAUGAAGAAGUACGGGAAGGUGGCGCUGGGCGUCCACUUCUCCAGCUCGGCCGCCUCCAUCACCGGCCUUUACAUCGCCAUCAAGAACAGCGUCGACGUCGAGUCCCUCUUGCAGAAGGUUGGCCUCCUCAGCAAGGAACCCUUCGCCUCCUCCUCCGGCGGCGGCGGAGACCCGUCCGGCGACCCCGCCGUCGCGUUGGACAGCAACGAUGCCCCUGCUCCGCCGCCUCCCGUUGGGGAGGAGAAGAAGAGGAACAGGACGGCGGAGUUGGCGGCAUCGAGCGGCGGAGCGCUCGCGCUGGCGAUCCUCUGCAACAAGGCUCUUUUUCCGGUGAGGGUUCCGAUCACCAUUGCCCUCACGCCGCCCAUUGCCAGAUUUUUGGCGAGGAGGAAGCUCGUCAAAAUUCAAGUAUGA